AUGUGGGGUAAAGUUGGUAUCCAAGUGUGUGAAGUGGCCACGACAUUGUACGAAAAAUCCAAGAAAUCUCUCGUCGGUGACGGCACGUACGCUGGCUUUGUGCAGGCGGUCUUGAGCGAGGUACCAAAUGCUUCUGCACCCUCGCCUCCCUCGUAUGGUUACCUGGUGUAUUCCCAGACGGGUGCGACCGUGCAGAAACGUAUCAGCGAUAUAAUGCCAGGCGACAUUCUGACAGCACACGAUGCGAAGCUCAAGGGCCACAAGGGCCUGCAGACGUAUCACCAGAACAUUGGCGCUGAGGAGCUUUUGGUGGGCGUUGUGACUGAGUUCGAAGCGAAGAAGCACAAAGUGCGGGUCUUCCAAGCAAACCAGCAUGUUGGACAGCAGACCGUGGAAUCAGUCAGUUACCGUCUUGAGGAUCUGAAGAGCGGAACUAUCAAGGUGAGCAGUGCUCGCUGCCAAUAUCUGAGGCAUAGUCGUCUAACUACAAUCUCGCAGAUUUACCGAGUGCUGGAAGCGUCGUGA
This is a messenger RNA of Gloeophyllum trabeum ATCC 11539, 525 nucleotides long. RefSeq lists its product as uncharacterized. The coding region runs from base 1 to 525 and encodes 174 amino acids. The transcript has 2 exons. Lineage: Eukaryota; Fungi; Basidiomycota; Agaricomycetes; Gloeophyllales; Gloeophyllaceae. The record is from RefSeq and is a predicted model, not a curated record.